GAACAGAAACACCCAUUUCCCUUUGAGAGGAAGAACAAUUGGACAAAAGACAAAACAGCAGAAUCAGCUCUGUCCUUUACCCACAGUCUUUAUCAAAGCAAGAUGAAAACAUUAUUUUUGUUGUUUCUCUUCUGUCAUGUUUCAUCUCCUGUUAAACACACCCUGAAGUUUUUCUUCACUGCAUCUUCUGGAGUCCCAAACUUCCCAGAGUUGGUAGCAACCAUAGUGGUUGACGAAAUCCUGGCGGGUUACUGCGAUACCAACACAAAGACAAUAAAACCUAAACAGGACUGGAUGAAAAAAGUGUUUGAGGAUGAUCCACAGCACCUGGAACACUACAAUCGACAUUGUUCUGAGAAUGACCCUGUAUUCUUCAAAACCCUGAUGGAUAGUUUGAAGCAGAGCUUCAACCAUAGUGGAGGUAUCCACAUUUUACAGAGGAUGAAUGGUUGUGAGUGGGAUGAUGAAACUGGAGAGGUUAACGUUUUUGUGCAGUAUGGUUAUGAUGGAGAUUUUUUCUUGGUAUUCGACGUGAAGACAGAGACAUGGAUCGCUUCGAAACCACAGGCUAUCACCACCAAACAGAUAUGGGAUAAAGACAAAGAUAGAAUAACAGACUUUAAGAAGUACCUCACUCAGAUUUUCCCCGGGUGGCUGAAGAAGUAUGUGGCCUAUGGCAACAGCACUCUGCUAAGAAAAGACCUUCCCUCAGUGUCUCUCCUCCAGAAGACUCCCUCCUCUCCAGUCAGCUGCCACGCUACAGGUUUCUACCCUGACAGAGCCACCAUGUUCUGGAGGAAAGAUGGAGAGGAGCGUCAUGAGGACGUGGACCACGGAGAUAUCCUCCCCAACGACGACGGAUCCUUCCAGAUGAGUGUUGACCUGAAUCUUUCAUCAGUCACGCCUGAAGACUGGAGGAGGUACGACUGUGUGUUUCAGCUCUCUGGUGUGAAAGACGACCUCAUCACCACACUGGACAAAGCGAAGAUCAGAACCAACUGGGGGAAGACCAAUGACAUGACUUUUGCCAUCACUGCUGCAGUGGUUGUUUUUGUUCUUGCUCUGAUCCUCUUCAUUGCCUCUGGAUUCAUUGCUUACAAAAAGAAGAAAGGUGAGAGAAAAAUAAAGGAUUAGGGUUAGAGCUGUUUUUAGUACUUUUAUUUAACAACAAUAAGCACUGUGAGGCUCAUAGCCUGUGUGUCAUGAUGGUAUGACUAUACCAUGAUGAUGUGGGAGAGAAGUGUUAAAAAAUAAAAAAGAAAGGACUAAACAGAAGGAUAGAAAGGAUUUAUUUAUCUUUUUUGAUUUCAGCCAAAUGUCCUCCAUCUUGUAAGUACAACUUACUUUGUUGUGCUACUUCUAUUUCAACUGAGCUGACACAAACUUUAUGCUGUUGAUAAAAGAGAUUAACUUCUUCAAGACCGAUUCUUGCAUUUACUUUUUUAUAAAGGUUCCGUGCAAGAUGAGUUUGUUUCUGACCUUACAGAUCCUCACAACAGCUCUGAGCUCUCUAACCUUUCUAAGUAACUGAAUCCAGAGACCUGACUGACAAACACAUGUCACAUUAUAUAGGUUUACAGAACUAAAAGAUGACUUCCUGUAAACAAAACUGAAGUAACUGUAUAUGAAGAUAACCGAGAAAUAACCAACUAAAAAGAUAAUUUUGUGCUUGAUAUUUAAAUGUUAAACCUAAUAGUUUAACAUUACAAAUUGAUUUUCUAAACCGGUUUAAAAAUGUUUUGGUUUUCAAGAAUCUUUUUUUAUUAUAUAUAUUUUAUCAUCAUUCAACAUUAAUGUAGUGAUAUGUUUUCUAUCCAAGUUUGUAAACAUAAGUGUUUUUGAACAGUAUUGUUUUUGAAUGACUAAAUAAAUGACAAGUUUCUUUACAUGUAGAACUGAA
Micropterus salmoides (largemouth bass) is the source of this 1900-nucleotide messenger RNA. Its product is annotated as major histocompatibility complex class I-related gene protein-like. The transcript is spliced from 5 exons. The record is from RefSeq and is a predicted model, not a curated record. Lineage: Eukaryota; Metazoa; Chordata; Actinopteri; Centrarchiformes; Centrarchidae. Gene Ontology annotation, biological process: immune response. Gene Ontology annotation, cellular component: external side of plasma membrane. Bases 103 to 1134 code for a protein of 343 amino acids.